AUGCUUCAAUGCCGCGCUAUACAGUCCCUAAUUCCUCAGCUUCGAGGGCAGCUUUCGCUCGCCCAAAACUGUAGAGCCCAUUCAUCGCAUUCUGGGCACAGCGAUGCUUCAGACCUCGAUACUGCACGAGACUGGUUUCAGCGUUUCAAUCAAUCUACCAUUCCGGUUAAGAUAGGGCAGACUACUUAUUCUCGCUCGUCGGGGCCUGGCGGUCAGAAAGUCAAUAAAACGAGCUCGAAAGCAACUACUGUGUGGCCUCUUUACGCUCUUCAGGGUCAUGUUCCGAAAAUCCUCCAUCAAGGUCUCCGAGAUAGCAACUAUUACGUUGCUUCAUCUGAUUCCAUUAGUAUUCAGUGUGAUACCACCCGCAGUCAGAUCGGCAACAAAGAGGAGACAUAUGCUCGGCUCCACGACGAAAUCACUCGGAUCUACAAAAGGAGAGUUCCUGGUGUCACAUCUCCGGAGCAGAAACAGAAGAUUGAGCAUUUGAAGAAAGUCGAAAAUACGGUCAGACUCAGGAUUAAGAAGAUGCACAGCGACAAAAAGCGGUCACGGAGCAGCGGAGGCAACCAUGGGGACUGA
This is a messenger RNA of Cadophora gregata, 582 nucleotides long. RefSeq lists its product as uncharacterized. Gene Ontology annotation, biological process: mitochondrial translational termination. Gene Ontology annotation, cellular component: mitochondrial large ribosomal subunit. The transcript has 3 exons. NCBI's taxonomy places the organism in Eukaryota, Fungi, Ascomycota, Leotiomycetes, Helotiales, Ploettnerulaceae. Bases 1 to 582 code for a protein of 193 amino acids. Gene Ontology annotation, molecular function: translation release factor activity. The record is from RefSeq and is a predicted model, not a curated record.